Molecule: messenger RNA, 4991 nt
Organism: Tachysurus vachellii
Lineage: Eukaryota; Metazoa; Chordata; Actinopteri; Siluriformes; Bagridae
Gene: erbb3b
Product: erb-b2 receptor tyrosine kinase 3b
Exons: 29
Coding region: 423-4667 (1414 amino acids)
Biological process (GO): positive regulation of kinase activity; multicellular organism development; nervous system development
Cellular component (GO): basal plasma membrane; signaling receptor complex
Molecular function (GO): ATP binding; neuregulin binding; neuregulin receptor activity
Source: RefSeq, a predicted model, not a curated record
AAAUUCCACAAACUGUCGCUGUCACAAAACCUUUACGUCGUUUCGCAAACUGGCUCCGAGAGGAGGAAAUAAUUGUUCGUAUUUUCACGUAUUUUUUCAUGUCCAUGCAGCUCGUGCGCUCUCUGUAUGGUCGGAAAGGUCGUCUCUGCGCGCGUGGAGCAUUUUAAAGCAGGAUUAAAUCAGAUUCGGAUUUGUUAGUGGGAGAUAAAAUCAAUUAAACAAACUAGGAAAACCUGUGGAUAUUAUUCUGCGUUGGUGGAUUUGUAACUUUACUUUUGGAGCAGCAGUUUUUUUUUUCCGGCUUCUCCAUCCAGAAAAAAAAGGCACGUGAAGGAAGGACCAGGGCUGAAGAAGGGCUCGUGGUAGUGAGUGAGUUAGAGAGUGAGUGCGCGCUCCCGCUCUCUGCUCGUUCACGGGACGAGAUGCGACUGCAGGUGCUCGCGGUUCUCCUCCUUUCUCUACAAGGAGCUGCUACUCAAACUCAAGAAGUUUGCCCAGGGACCAAGAAUGGUUUGAGUUUUACUGAAAGCCCUGUGCAGCACUACAAUAACUUGAAGGAACGCUACAGUGGCUGUGAGAUCAUCAUUGGCAACCUGGAAAUCACCCUGAUGGAGCGUGACUACAACUUCUCCUUCCUUGGAACUGUUCGAGAAGUGACGGGCUACGUCCUCAUCGCUACAAACCAGUUUCACCGCCUUCCUUUGGAGCAGCUGCGAGUGAUCCGUGGCAGCACGCUGUAUGAAAAUAAAUGGGCCCUCUCUGUCUUCCUCAACUUUGAUGGCCAGUACGGACUGGUGGACUUGGGCUUCACUCAUCUCACAGAGAUCCUGGUUGGAGGAGUGCAGAUUGUUAAUAAUAAAUACCUGAGCUAUGCUCCCUGGAUCAACUGGCAGGACAUAGUGAGAGACAGCAGUGCUCUCAUCGAAAUCAGUGACAAUGGUCAAAAAGCAUCAUGUCAUCCUGAUUGUGGUGGUUACUGCUGGGGUCCAAGUAAGGAUCAGUGCCAGAUCUUGACUAAGACCGUGUGUGCGCCGCAGUGUCACGGCCGCUGUUUCGGUCCCAGUCCUCAGCACUGUUGCAACACUGAAUGCGCAGGAGGCUGUACAGGGCCUAAGGAAACUGACUGCUUUGCAUGCCAGCAUGUGAGCCAUUUGGGAGCAUGUGUGCCUCACUGUCCACAGUCACACAUCUACAACAAACAUACUUUCCAGCUGGAACCCAAUCCAGAUGCCAUGUACCAGUACGGUUCAAUCUGUUUGCCCAAAUGCCCUGAUCACUUUGUAGUGGAUGGCAGUGCGUGUGUAAGUGCCUGUCCUCCUGAUAAAAUGGAAGUCGAGAAGAAUGGCACGAAGCACUGUGAGCCAUGCAAUGGACUCUGCCCAAAAGUGUGUGAGGGCACAGAUCCCAGUAAGAGCAACAGACAGACAGUAGACUCCAGUAACAUUGACAGUUUCAUCAACUGCACUAAGAUCCAGGGCAGCCUACAUUUUCUUGUCAUGGGUAUUAAUGGGGAUGUCUAUAAUAAGAUACCUCCUCUAGACCCAGAGAAACUCAGAGUCUUCAGCACUGUACGAGAAAUAACAGGAAUUUUGAGUAUUCAGUCAUGGCCUGCAGAGCUGAAGGAUUUAUCAGUUUUCUCUAAUCUCACCACUAUACGUGGAAGGUCUCUUCACCUCACAAAAAGACCCUUCUCUCUGUUAGUGAUGAAGGUGGACUCUCUGACAUCUCUAGGUCUGCAUUCUCUGCAAGAGAUCAGUGAUGGCAGUGUGUACAUUAGCAAUAACACAAACUUAUGCUACCAGCACACCGUGAAGUGGCAGCAGAUCUUCAUUGGCAACCAAGUAAAGCGCCGACGCCAGUUAAACGACAUCAAGUUCAACAAGCAGCCGAGCCAGUGUGAGGCUGAGGGUCAAGUGUGUGAUCCGCUGUGUUCGAGCUCAGGCUGUUGGGGCCCCGGACCUGAGCAGUGUCUUUCCUGCAGGAAUCACAGUCGUCAUCAUACCUGUGUGGCCCAUUGUAAUAUCUUCUCUGGAGAGUCACGGGAGUUUGCAGGUCCAUCAGGAGAAUGCCGUUCCUGUCAUCCUGAGUGUCUACCACAGGAGGGAAUAGAGACCUGCAGAGGAGAGGGAGCAGAUAAGUGUGUAGCAUGUGCUAACCUAAUGGACGGUCCUCACUGUGUGUCCUCCUGCCCUUACGGAGUAACCGGAGAGAGGGGACAGGCCAUCUUUAAGUACCCAGAUAGUAUAGGACACUGCCAGCCCUGCCACCCGAACUGCACAAGCGGAUGCACCGGCCCAUCUUUGAGAGACUGCAUGGAUGCUCGUCUCACAGCGGACAGUCCUCAUAUUGCAGCUAUAGUGAGCGGAGUGUUGGCUGGUCUCAUCGUGUGUUUGGCCGUCGUGGUGAUGGCGUUGCUGUACCGCCGUAGCCUGUCCAUCCGACGCAAGAGAAAGCUCAGGAGAUACCUGCAGAGUGGCGAGAGCAUUGAGCCACUGGAUCCAGGUGAGAAAGGGACAAAAGUUCACGCCCGCAUCCUGAAAAGUUCAGAACUUCGCAAGAGCAAACUUCUGGGAUCGGGUGUCUUUGGUACCGUCCACAAGGGUUUCUGGAUACCUGAGGGAGACUCUGUGAAGAUUCCUGUCGCUAUAAAGACCAUCCAGGACCGCAGCGGCCACCACGCUUUCGCUGAGAUUACAGAUCACAUGCUGUCUAUAGGCAGUCUGGAUCAUCCGUACAUCGUGCGUUUGCUCGGAAUCUGUCCCGGACAAAGCCUGCAGUUGGUCACCCAGCUCAGUGCUCAAGGCUCCCUGCUGCAACAUCUGCGGCAAAACGCAAACAACUUGGACCCCCAGCGUCUCCUCAACUGGUGUGUGCAGAUAGCCAAGGGCAUGUACUACUUAGAAGAGCAUCGCAUGGUCCACAGGAACCUUGCUGCUCGUAACGUGCUGCUGAAAAGCGACUACAUCGUGCAGGUUUCCGAUUUUGGCAUUGCAGACCUGCUCUAUCCUGAUGACAAGAAAUAUGUCUACAAGACUCCAAUUAAAUGGAUGGCAUUAGAGAGUAUCCUGUUUGGAAGAUAUACUCACCAGAGUGAUGUUUGGAGUUAUGGUGUGACAGUGUGGGAGAUGAUGUCACAUGGGGCGGAGCCAUACACGUCCAUGCAUCCUAACGACGUCCCGGGUCUGCUGGAGAAGGGCGAGCGUUUGGCCCAACCACAGAUCUGCACCAUCGACGUCUACAUGGUCAUGGUUAAGUGCUGGAUGAUAGACGAGAACAUCAGGCCGACCUUUAAAGAGCUGGCUACUGAGUUUACCCGAAUGGCAAGGGAUCCUCCCCGCUACCUUGUUAUCAAGAAAGAUCAAAAUAGUGCUGCGGCAGACGAGAGUCAUCUGCGAGACCCUAAGCUUGUGGAGGUAGAGCUUGAAAGUGAAGACGAUGAGGUGCUCGAUGAUGGGUUCGCCACUCCUCCUUUCCACAUGUCUCCAUCCAGGAGUCAUUCUCGCAUGCGCAUGGGCUCGUAUAGGAGCGCUUCAGGACAGUCUGUGCCUGUGGGAUAUCUGCCCAUGGCCUCAAGUACUGGAGAUGACCUCAGACAGCCGUAUUCCCAGAGGAACCGUCUAGGCUCAACGAGAACCACGUCUGAAAGCUCAGAAGGCAGGGGCACUAUGGUGGACAUGGAAAUGUGCGAGAUCAUCUCUCAGACAGGAAGCCUACGCAGGGGACACAGCCGAGGAGACAGCGCGUAUCUGUCCAAUUGUGUGUCUGUCACAUCUGAUCCUUUUUCUCCAGGAAUAGAGGUGGAUGAGGAGGGAGCAGAUGGGUAUAUUCUACCAAGAAGUUCCUACAAUUCAGGAAGAGAUGUUCUGGUAUCUCGAUCCAGUUCCAGAGCCAGCCUUCGAAACAUCCGUGCAUUGAGAAACAGCAAGAGUCAACCGCACGCUAUCCCAGAUCCGUCGCAAGAAUAUGAGCUGAUGAGCAAACAACCCGCUGUAGCAAACAACCUUCACUCACCGGAAGACGGAAACUGCAACGGCUCGGCCAAUCUUCCCGUCUCCCGGCAGACUCCUUGUACCGAUCUUCUUUCGCCACACGUGGCUGUCCAAACACAAACGCCUGGCACUACUGAUGAAAGUGAGGACAAGCCCCUGGCAGUUGCAAUAGACAAUGUGGGAGCAUCUGAUAAAGAGCCUUCUGAAGACAAUGCUGACAAUGCAACAGCUCUGGUGGAGGAGCAGCCACAGCAGGCUGUGGUUGAGUACGAAUACAUGGACAUAAGAAAUGAAACAAUGUCAGAAAAUGCCCAAGGCAGCUCACACGAACCCAAAGAAGAUGGCAUCUACCAGAACACUCACGAGCUGUCUGCUCCGAAGGGGAACAAUAGAAGGAGCCGAAAGACGGCAGAGGAAGCAGCCAUCACCGAGCAGCCAGAUGAAUACGAGGACAUGAACGCGUGUGGGAAGGUUUGUACAUCAGGUGUUCGGCUUGAGUACCAGAACUUUCCAGCCAAAGGGAGAAUGGUGUCAGGAGAAGAGCCACACAGAGCCAAAAUGAGAGCGUUCGGAGGCGCGUGUGCAGGUGUGGAUGAAAAGAACAGCAGCACAUCUUUUGACAACCCAGACUACUGGCACAGCAGACUUUUCCACAAACCAGAUGCUGUAUGCACAUAAUAAACCAUCACCUCAGUGAUGUCGAAUCCUGAACUUUGGCAGCUGGUAUGCUCACCGGAGACCUAAUCUCAAAAAAAUUUGUAGCACACAUUAAGAUUAAAAUUAGACAUGUACACAGAAAUGUAUAUAUUGUUUCAUACAUUCUCUUGACUAUAGCAUUGAUUUGGAGAGUAAAACUAUAAAAUGUGUCUCUUUGAAUUCAAUACGGUUGUGAUUAGCUGAAAUUAAAAUGAAAGAUUCUUGAAAAUUCUUACCUGUGAAAACUUUCUCCUCACUUUCUGGCAGCUGUCAAUAAAAUAUCUACUCAGUGGGAAAAAAACACAA